Oikopleura dioica is the source of this 2025-nucleotide messenger RNA. The record is from the annotation of a GenBank genome assembly. NCBI's taxonomy places the organism in Eukaryota, Metazoa, Chordata, Appendicularia, Copelata, Oikopleuridae.
AUGGCUUUACCCGCCGAUGCGCUAGAAUUUAGCGUCAAUCAGGAAAUCAAGGGGAACAAGCACAGUGGCAAAUUGCGGCUUACCAGUCAGUCGAUUUUGUAUAAGGACAGCGUCACUGGAAGAAGCGAUCAGAUUUCGUUUGAUGACUUGGACGAAAUCUCCUGGCGCCGGGUUGCUGACGGAAAUCAACUAAAAAUUGAGCUCCUCAGCGGAAAGAUCAAGAAAUACGAUGGAUUCAAGGAUGAACACUUCAAAAAACUUGAAAAAUAUUUCAAGAACAACCCUGAUAAAGAGAUCAAUCAGGAGGAAUUGAGCAUCAAGGGCUGGAACUGGGGCAAAGCAGAGGUGAACAAAGACGAGUUCGCCUUCAUUUCUGAUGAUGGAAAAAGGGCGUUUGAGAUUCCGCUUGGGAAUGUCUCAAACUGCACAAGCAACAAGAACGAACUGAGUCUCACCUUCCACCAGAACGAAGACGCAAAUGCCCUGACCAUGAUGGAAUGUCGUUUCCACAUGCCAAUGGCAGACGAGAACACAGACCCAGCGGUAGAAACAGCGGCGCUGAUCACUUCCAGAGCCGACGUUCUUGAAGCCAAGGGCAACGCUUACCUUACGCUGCCGUCGAUUCAGUGCCUCACCCCUCGAGGCAGAUACGAUGUCAAGCUCUUCGAGAAGUUCCUCCAUCUGCACGGUGCUACUCACGAUUUCAAAAUCACGUACACCUCCAUUAUCCGACUUUUCCUCUUGCCGCACAAGGACCAGCGACAAGUCUUCUUCGUCAUCGCCAUUGAUCCGCCAAUCAAACAGGGUCAAACUCGCUACCCGUUUAUCAUCUGCGUCUUUGACAAGGAAAAGUACGAAACCAUCAACUUUGACAUUGACGAAGCUGAAGUCGAAGAAAAAUUUGACGGAAAGCUGCAGAAGGAGAUGCAGGGCCCUCACUUUGAGCUCGUCUCCCGCUUGAUGAAGGCCGUUACUGGUCGAAAGAUCACCGUUCCCGGCAACUUCAAGUCCUCCACUUCGCUUUCUUGCAUGGCUUGCUCUUACAAAGCCCAGAGCGGAGUUCUUUUCCCUCUCGAACGCGGCUUCAUGUACCUACACAAGCCGCCAAUGCACAUCCGCUUCGACGAAAUCGACAACGUGAACUUUGCGCGAGAAAGCACCAAGCUCCGCAGCUUCGAGUUCCACGUCCAAACGAAGCAGGGACAAAAGCACGUCUUCGGCACUAUCGAUCGGGCGGAAUACAACUGCUUCUUCGAUUUUGUAAAAGAAAAGGGACUCAAGAUCAGGAACAUCAACAAGCACGAGGAGCAGCGUGUUGAGGACUUCUCUGACUCUUCUGGAGACGAAUAUCCUGAUCACUACGCCAACAAGCUGAAGGAUGAAGUCCGAGGCAUGGAAGACGAUGACUCCGAAUCAGACGAUUCCGACUUCGAUCCAGACAAAGCUGAUCCAGAAGCGAAGGAAGGCGGCGAUGAAGAGUACGACUCUGACGCUGCCGACCGAUCCACCGACUCAGAAGAUCGAAACUCAUCGGACGAGUCCGAGGAUGAAGAAGAAAGAAAGCCCAAAAAGAAGGAAAAGGAAAGAAAGCAGCCAAAAGAGAAGAAGGCUCGAAAAGAAAAGGAGCCCAAGGAAGGAAAAUCUCGCAAAAAGAAGAACAAAGAUGGCCCCAAGCGAGCGAUGUCUGCGUACUUUUUCUUCAUCAACGAAGAAAGAGAAAAGAUCAAGGCAGAUAACCCAGGAAUCAAGAUCACCGAAGUAUCCAAGAUUGCUGGUCAGCGCUGGCGCGAGAUUGAUGCCAACGACAAGGCGAAGUACGAGGAGAAAGCCUUGAAAGACAAGGAGCGGUACGAACGCGAGAAGCGCGAAUUCAUCGCUGCUGGUGGCGAAAUGACCGUCUCCAAGUCCUCGCCAGCUAAAAAGGCGAAGAAAUCGUCCGCCGCGCCGGCCAAGUCACCAGCAAAAACUUCAGCCAAGUCCGCUGAAUUCGUCGCCUCGUCUUCGUCCGACUCCGAUUCCGACUAA